CACUUCAGAAGUGAGCUGGAACUGAGCCCCAAAACCACUCAAAAGCUCCGUGUGAUAUAUUCCUAUGAUUCUGUGGCACUUAAAGUGGUGCCAAACUGCAUUAUUUCUAGUGUAGAUGCACCCUGAUUGAGUGGGUGAAGCCAAGGGGGCACCUGUCUGAAGCUGUUUCUUGGGACGAUGGCAGGAACUUUCAGCCCCAGUUAAAAGAAACAGCCGCUCAAUGUGGGUCUCUGGAAAGGAAGGAAGGUCAGAAAAUCUGGGGGGAAAGGGAACCGUUGGGGCAGCCAAGCUUCAUUCCUGCGAGCCAGUCUUUCCGGACUCAGGGCACACAGAAGGUAAUAUUUAACUGGAUGGAAGGAGAGAGAGCAGCAAAAGGAAGAGAGGAAGGCUAGCAUUUAUUGGAGAACGGUCAACCUCAGCCUCCCCCAACCUUCGCUCUUUCCAUUCUGCAUUGGGAUGCAGCAGCAGACUCCAUCGUCCCCAGCCAGCAUGGUCCUUGGCCCUGUUGGCUAGGGAUAAUGGGAACUGGAGCCAGACACAGUGGGGAGGAGGCACACCGAGUUGGGGACGGUUGCAACUUACUUUCUGUAGGAGAAUAAUGUCCUUUAAUAACAAUAAAAUAAAGGUUGUUUCUUUACUGUUCUUCUUAACCUGAUAGGAAUUUAAUGCUAUCAUUUUCUUCACUGUGUUUUAAACAUUGUCUGACUAUUUUAUAACUAUUUAGAUUUUAGAUUUAGAUCUAGAUUCAUUUUAGGAUUUAGAACAUAUUGGCAGAGAACCCGCAUCAAGGAGACAGAGCGUAAUUGCAUUCAAGGAGUGCAUUGAACAUGACUUUGUCUGAAAACCAUUAGUGCAUUUGCAGGAUCAUCACAGCCCUGCAGGGCGGGCCCCGGGCGCAACUCAAAGACACCAUGGACUUUUGGAGAGCUCAGUUGCAACACCAGCGCAGGAAGACCAAGAAGCCACCCCGAAGGUCCUACACCAUCUACAGAAACCCCACGGAGGCCGACGCAGAUCCUGACCCCGAGGGGCUCCAGAUGAAGGUCGUGGAGGCCGAGGGGCCCCUUCCUCCGGGAGCCACGCUGGGAGGCCACGGCAGCAACGGCGAGAAGGCCAGGGACGCUGGGGCACGAUGCCCUCCAUGGAAAGCUGUCCUCUAUGUAGUCCUUGGGGUCCUCUUCGCCUUCGUCAUGGGCUUCCUUCUGGGCUACGCUUCAUUGAGGAGCUCCUCGUGUCCGACGCCUGGAGACUUGUUGGUGAUGGCAAACGACGAGAGCGCUUACGAAGCGGAGGACGAGCGGAUCGGGGCCCCCAUGUAUUGGGCUGAACUGCGGGAGAUGUUCCAGAAGUAUCUCCACGAGGAGAAGAUCGAAGGCACCAUUCGGAAAAUGAGCGAGGCCCCCCACCCACCUGGGUCCCCGCGCCUGGACACUCUCUCCCGCCACGUCCUGGACGCCUUCGCCUCUUACAGCCUUGACCACAGCUGGACCGACAGCCACUACGUGGGGCUACAGCGGCCCAACUGGCGGCAACCCAGCUUUCUGCACCGAAUGGAUGCCAAUGGGGCCGUGCUGGAGAAACUGCCCCUCGGCGACCCGGAGGUCUAUUGUCCCUAUAGCGCCUCUGGCACCGUCACGGGAAACCUGGUCUUUGCCAACUACGGGCGCCAAGAGGACUUUGCGUUCCUGAAGCAGCGCGGCGUUGACCCCCAGGGCCACCUGGUCAUCGUCCGCAUUGGCCAGAUCAGCUAUGCCGAGAAGGUGGCCAACGCAGAAGCUUCCAAAGCCAAAGCCGUCCUUAUUUAUCCAGACCCCUUUGACGUGCUGCAAGACCCCCGAAAAUUAGGACUGUCCCCAAACACAAGCAUUUAUGGACACGUCCACAUGGGGGCUGGGGACCCCUAUAGCCCUGGGUUCCCCUCCUUCAACCAUACCCAGUUCCCCCCGGUCCAGUCCUCCGGACUCCCCAAAAUCCUCGCUCACCCCAUCAGCGCUGAGGUAGCUGCCCGACUGCUCAGACAGGUGAUGGGUCCCCCAGCCCCCCAAACCUGGAAUGGUCGACUGCCUGGGGUCCCCUACCAGCUGGGACCGGGGGCACCAGAUUUCCGGCUAGAGUUGCGGGUUCAAAACCUCAAGCAGUCCGUCAUGAUCAACAACAUUUUUGGGUGCAUCGAAGGUCGCUUUGAGCCAGAUCACUAUGUGAUUGUGGGUGCCCAGCGGGAUUCUCUGGGACCCGGAGCCGCCCGGUCUGGGGUUGGCACUGCCAUAUUGCUGGAACUGGCACGAACCUUUACAGCUAUGGUGCGGAACGGGUUCCAGCUACGAAGGAGCUUGCUUUUUGUCAGUUGGGAUGCUGGGGAUUUUGGCAGCGUGGGCUCCACCGAAUGGCUUGAGGGCUAUCUCACCAUGUUGCACCUCAAGGCGGCUGCUUACAUCAGUCUGGACAAUGCUGUCCUGGGAGACGACAAAUUCUUUGCCAAGACCAGUCCAGCUUUGAUCGGCCUCAUUGAGAGCAUCGUCAGGCAGGUCGAUAGUCCGAACCGCAGCGGCCAAAGCAUCUUUGACCAGAUGACCGAACAAGGCCGGCGUUGGGAGACCGAAGUGAUCCAGGCCAUCCCUAUGGACAGCAGUGCCUUCGCCUUCACCUCUUUUGGGGGCGUCCCAGCCGUGGAAUUCUCCUUUGCAGAGGACGCCCGUCCGUAUCCGUUCCUCAAUACGAUGCUGGACACCUACGACAACCUUAACCGCGCUCUCUACGGGCGCCUGCCCGCCGUGGCCAAGACCGUGGCGGAGGUGGUGGGUCACCUGCUGAUCAAGCUGACCCAUGACCACCUCCUGCCCCUGGAUUACUGGUGCUACGGAGACGUCCUCCUGCAACACAUUGGCCGGUUCAAUGAGUACACCACCCAGCUGAAGAGUCGUGGGCUGACCCUGCAGUGGAUGUACUCGGCUCGGGGCGACUACACGCGGGCGGCCGAGAAGCUGCGGAAGGACAUCUACGGCUCGGAGGAACACAACGAGCGCCUCUUGCGCAUGUACAAUGUCCGCAUCAUGCGGGUGGAGUUCUACUUCUUGUCCCAAUAUGUGGCAGUCACGGAGACCCCUUUCCGGCACAUCCUUCACGGCCGGGGCCCCCACACGCUGGGGGCCCUUUUGGAGCACGUUGGCCGCUUGCGAGAGGCUCCGGAGACCUUUGACGAGACCCUUUUCCGCCGGCAACUGGCCCUGGUCACUUGGACGCUGCAAGGGGCGGCCAACGCCUUGAGUGGCGACGUCUGGAAUAUCGACAACAACUUCUGAAGAUGGAUAGAAACAUACCCAAAAAUCCCCCCAAGGGUACCCCCCCUUUCCCUAACUGGGGCUGGCCCAGGAGGGGGCAAAAUUUCGAGCUGGGAUUGGAAGACUCCGAAUUAUUCAAGAUCCUCCUUCCGCUUGCACCAGUUUUUUGGUACAGCAUUCCCCAACCUUGAAGGCUGGGAACAGCAUAGAAAAGUCUGGCCACUUUGCCAUUUGUAAUUGUUGUUUAAUGACAGCAAGCAAAUUACAAAUGGCAGAGUGGGCAAAUUUUUCGAGGUCUUUCCCCAACCUGUCAUCCUUGAAGGCUGGGAAUGGCAAAGAAAGGUUUGGCCACUUUGCAAUUAUAGCUUUUCUAUACCAUUCCCAGCGUUCAAAGGCACCAGGUCGGGAAGGCCAAGAAAGGUUUGCAAUUUGUAAUUUUCACGAUCAUACGUGUGUGUGUGUGUUGGAGUUUACAGAAUUUGUUUGCCAUCAUUAAACACAAAUUACAACUUGCAAAGUGACCAAACUUUUCUAUGCCUUCCCCAGCCUGGUGCCUUUGAAUAUUGGAAAUGGCAGUUUGGUCACUUUGUAAUCUGUAAUUUUUGUUUAACAUUGGCAAACGACUUCUGCAAUUCCAAUACACAGAAAAUUGGCCUCACCUCUAAAUCCUCCUCCUUCUCCCUUUCCUGAUCCUUCCUAAUCCCAGUCUUAAUAUAGCAGUGGCAGGGGCCGCUAGAAAUUCUUUGGGUAUUGCUAUGCAAUAGGAUAUCUCCCCAAUCCAAUCACCCCCAUUUCACUAAUCACCCCAUUUUCUUCCUUGCCCCCCUAAUUUGUCAGCAGCAGUGCCUGCUGUAAAUUGCAUUGAUUUAUUGCUAUGUGAUAGACCAGAAUCCUUUCCCCUUUCCGAUUUCCACGAUGUUUUAACUGUUCCUCCGCUGCUUUCCCAUUUGUCUUCUUGUGCCAAUUCCUUGGGUCCCACUUAACUGUUUAUCAGUGGCAGUGAUCACUAUAAAUGUUUAUUGCUAUGCGAUAGAAUGAAGACUGACCAGAUUAAUAAUCACUGGAACCUUGCUAAUUUAUCAGUGGCAGAGAUCACUAUAAAUUAUUUCUUCUAA
Messenger RNA from Sceloporus undulatus (fence lizard), 4393 nucleotides. It is a transcript of the gene TFR2, whose product is annotated as transferrin receptor 2. Lineage: Eukaryota; Metazoa; Chordata; Lepidosauria; Squamata; Phrynosomatidae. The record is from RefSeq and is a predicted model, not a curated record. The transcript has 19 exons. Gene Ontology annotation, biological process: endocytic iron import into cell. The coding region runs from base 912 to 3299 and encodes 795 amino acids. Gene Ontology annotation, cellular component: external side of plasma membrane.